Messenger RNA from Cooperia oncophora, 225 nucleotides. NCBI's taxonomy places the organism in Eukaryota, Metazoa, Nematoda, Chromadorea, Rhabditida, Trichostrongylidae. The record is from the annotation of a GenBank genome assembly.
AUGCUCCUUCGACAUGGCCGAUAUAGGUUUCUCCUGGCAACGUUCAUCCGUUGGCAGAGUGUCCAAGCCGUGACGAAACGAAAACCAUUCAAAAAGGUACUCGUAGCAAACAGAGGAGAAGUAGCAGCACGAAUACUUCGAACCCUCCGUGAAAUGGAAAUCGAAUCCGUUGGCAUCUAUACGUACGAGGACCGCUUCACCCAGCACCGUUUGGUAGAUCAUUAG